AUGUUCCAUUUAUGUCUGAUCUCAAAAAUUAAAAAUACUCAACACAAGACAUUGAACCGGCUGUCAGAAAAAUCAAAAAUCUAGAUGCUACAAGAGUACCUUAUAUAAAUUUAGAUAAGGUGUGGUACCAGAAUACAACCUAUUGACUAUCAGAGAUAUCAUGUCAAAGUUCUAUUUCCCAUGUGA
Messenger RNA from Paramecium tetraurelia, 186 nucleotides. RefSeq lists its product as uncharacterized. The transcript has 2 exons. NCBI's taxonomy places the organism in Eukaryota, Ciliophora, Oligohymenophorea, Peniculida, Parameciidae. The record is from RefSeq and is a predicted model, not a curated record.